GCCGAUUUCCUAAAUCAAAACAAUUUUUCUUUCGUUCCGUUUCUGUAUUAUUCAAACAAUAGUCAUUGUACACAGAUAUCAUUUCCUUCCCCUUCAAACCAAUUAAUUUCUAUUUUUGAACAAUUCGAGCUAUUUUUACCCCCCUCCACACUUUCCCCAUGGCAGACGACACAAAUAAUGAGGAGUUGAUACUCACGCAAUACUCCCAAGACCAAUUCCAAGUCCCAACUUCAGGAUGGUGGGAAGAAGCUAAUCUAGCUUUCCAAACAUUACAAAAACUUCUGGACCCGCAAGGCUUGGGUCCAGAAGAAGACCUUGAUAGCCAAGAUCAAGGAGGUAUUCCAAGCGCUCGUCGUGCUCGCAUUGGCGCCCUUCCAAAGCUUGUCUGUUUUGCUACUGGGAGCCACGCCAUACAGUGUACGGCAAGAAACGAAACAUUGGAAUGCGUGGUUUUUGGAACUAUUUCAGCAAGUUUGUUUAUAGAUGUUUUUUGGGAGGCAAUCCAAAAGGCUCAAGUUGAGUACCCGGAUGCGGGUAUUGUUGUGUCAUCGGUUCAGCCAGGCGCACAUCCAGUGUUUAUCAUACGAAUCAAUGAUUUCGUUUUCGAGGUUAAUUAUGGUUGUUGUGAGCCUUUUGUGAGAAGAACUGUUGCUCACAUAUCAAAUAGCCAUAACCAAUCGCCUCAAAAUAUUCCACUAGCGGCCCUCCAAUACUGUGACGAAUGGUCGUCACAACAAGCCACCAGAAUUCUUUGGUUGAUCGAUUUCGCUCAAAAGUUUGAAACAGACAAUACCCUACGCCGUGCCUACCACUACAUCAGAGCAUGGGCAACGAUUCAAGGACUGUAUGGAAGUUCUAAGAUUGGAACUCUCACCCCCAUUUCCAUCGUCGCCCUUUUACGGCACUCAUUAUCAUCAGAUUCCGAACCACAUCAUGUGACACCCAAUGAUGCAGAGACUCCGGAUCAAAAGUGUGACAAUUCGAUAAUCGCCUCCUUAUCAUCAGGUAUGGGAUCAGAAUCAUUCCAAGAGAACCUCGAUUUCAAAACUAUAAUCCGUCAAUUUUUUACCUACUAUGGAAAGGUUCCAGAAAUUGACCUCACGCCCUAUUAUAUGGAAUGCGGUAAUGGUCUCUUCAACGAUGACGAGGAUGAAUAUCUAACCGAAAACCAACUCACUCAAUGGACCAAUAUCUAUAACCUCUACCAUCUUCAAAGUGUAGAUAGAUCAACCCUCGAACUCCUCUACCUAAAAUUCCAGCUCAUGAACUCCAUCAUCGAAAGUACACCCGCAGAAAGACAUCCCCAUUUCUCAUUCUGGAAAAAUCUCCUCGCGAGUAUUCAACAACAGAACAUAUCGGCUAAACUUGUGGGCGAAGACGUCAUUCAGAUAGACUUCAUGUAUUCAGGUACUUCCUCACUGGAAUGUGGAAGAUGGCUGGAUAUGCUUGGUGAUAAAUUGGUAGAAUUGAGGAGUUCUCUAACAGACCUCACAUCUUCCUCUUCCUCUCCCUCUUCACCCUCUCCCUCAAUCCUUCAUCUAUGGCCUCAGCCCCUAGUCGAUCAAGAAGCAGAUGAUUCCUCUCCCUUCUACGAAGGAUGUUUUCUCCUCGGCAUCAAAACCGCCGCACCCCCAGACCUCAACUCCACCCUCGAAAAAUGGCUUUCCUCACUCCAGAAAGACAAAGCCACACCCCCAAACCAAAAAGGUUAUCUAUCCUACACCAUCCACACCUCCUCAUCCUUAGAAACAUCCCAUUUCCAUCUCCGACCCAGCACCCGUACCUUUCAAGCCCCCUCCAUCCCCCCACCCAACCCCUCCCCCCCAACCAUCUCCCCCUCUCAAACCCUAACCCCAACCCCAACCCCCUUCCCCUCUCUCUCUCCAAACCCCUCCCCACACAAAAAUCCCCACCCCUCCGCACCGCAAAAAAUAUUCUCCACCGUCUCCUCCACGACCCCUCCUACACCAUCGAAAACCACCUCAUCGGCUAUCGCGAUCGCCACGCCGGCAUCAUGUUCAAAAAUGCUUCCGACUGGAAACUCGAUCCCAUGGACGAGGAGUGGAUUCCCGAACAUAAAGUCUUGUACUUUAUCCAAGUCCUCCCCAAAAACAAAAAGAAAUUCAUCUGGCACCGCGAACACAAACUCGAUCUCCUCUUCGGAAGCGGCGGAUCCAUUUCGCGCUGGGGAAUCAACGGCGAGAAAUUCAAUAUCGAGGUUCCUGGAUCUAUUCAAUAGAGAAAUGCCAGGGUGGUGUUGUUGGUAUCAUAUUUAGAUCACAUAAAAUACAGAACAUAUGGGCCAAAAAAUAUC
This is a messenger RNA of Botrytis cinerea B05.10, 2314 nucleotides long. RefSeq lists its product as hypothetical. The transcript has 6 exons. NCBI's taxonomy places the organism in Eukaryota, Fungi, Ascomycota, Leotiomycetes, Helotiales, Sclerotiniaceae. Bases 159 to 2276 code for a protein of 705 amino acids. The record is from RefSeq and is a predicted model, not a curated record.